Rhodotorula toruloides NP11 is the source of this 2748-nucleotide messenger RNA. Its product is annotated as RNA polymerase I specific transcription initiation factor RRN3. Gene Ontology annotation, cellular component: nucleus. Gene Ontology annotation, molecular function: RNA polymerase I general transcription initiation factor activity; RNA polymerase I core binding. Lineage: Eukaryota; Fungi; Basidiomycota; Microbotryomycetes; Sporidiobolales; Sporidiobolaceae. The transcript has 4 exons. The record is from RefSeq and is a predicted model, not a curated record. Gene Ontology annotation, biological process: transcription initiation at RNA polymerase I promoter. The coding region runs from base 1 to 2748 and encodes 915 amino acids.
AUGGUCGCGCCGUCUGCACCGACCGCCAAGGCCACAUCACACUCCCGACCUAAGCAGAUCAAGCGCACCCGCAUGCCGCCGCCCGCUUCAGUCGCUGCGGCCCCGCCUCAGCUCUCGUCUGUCGUCAAGGGCAAGCGGCCGCGCCCGUCCGAUGGCGUCAGCGAUCUCGAGAAGGAGAAGCCUCGGAGGGUCAAGAGCUCGCGCGGGCAGAAGCGAUCUGAGGCCACCGAGGGACGCUCGAAGGAGGCGGCGGCUGCUCUCGCGGCGGGAGACGGCGGCGGGGCGUACAGGCGGGUCAUGUUCGCCAGCUUCAUAAACCAGGCUUUCGAGAAGCGGUACAAGGGCCAGAACGAGGAGUACAACCAGAUCAUCGGCCAGUUCCGCGCCCUUCUUCCCUCAGCGACAGCCUCGCAGACCGCCUCGACCUCGUCGGGACAGCCGACCGUCACCCCGCUCACCCAGCUGCGCGCAUGGCUCGAAGCCCUGACCUCGGUCGUCUCGAAGCUCGACCAGUCGCACGCUCCGCUCGUCGAGACGAUCCUUGCGGUACCUUGGGCAGUCAUGGAGGACGCGUUCGUGUCGGCGUACAUGCGUUUCGUUGGAGCGCUCGUCAGCGCACGGCCAGAGUGGCUCAAGGGCGUUCUCGACAAGUGUGUCAAGGGCUUCAAGUACCGCUCACCCUACACGCAAGCCUCGCAGCACGCCCUUCCACACCUCACCCGACGCCUCGUCUACACCCGCAUUCACGCCCUCCUCCGCGUCCUCCUCUCGCUCGUUCCGACUCUCUCGCCCUCCCUGUCCCCCCUGCUCGCCUCACACUUCCCCUCCAAGCGCGAACCCCGCGCCGCCCAAAUAUGCUACAUCGACAACCUCCUCCUUCUCACCGAGUACUGCACCGCUCUCUCGGAAGACGUCUUGACGCUGGUCGUUGAGCGGGCGCUGAACAUUGAUGUCGAGAUCCAGGGCGAGCCGGAGGAUUGGGAGGAUGUCGAGGAGGAGAUGAUGGCCGCGGCCGAGGCGAGCGAGGGUGUCGAGGGGAAGAAGCGGCUUGUGGAUGGAGCGGUGAACGACCUGGUUGACCGGCCCGUUGAAGAAGACCCGGCGGACUCGGACUCGGAUUCGGACGACGAUGACGACGAGGGCGGGAUCGACCUCGACAACCUCAGCUCGGAUGACGACGAGCCUGACCCGAUCAACGACGAAGAUGCGGCGAAGCGGGCGAACGGUGGGAAUAAGGGCAUGAGCGAGGCCGCGAUUCGCAAGGUGCUCGAGAGCCGGGCGAAGCUCGACGGGAUCCUCAAGGUCAUCCUCGAUCACCUCGCCUCAGCUCACGCAGAUAAGCGCGGUCUCGAGCGCAACAACACCUCGACUGUACAACCUCCUGCCACUCCGACCACCGACGUCUUCGACAAAGCGUUCGCUGCGGCACCUGUACCCGCCGAAUCCGGCUCGCGAGAGGCGACUCCGACUGCUGACGACGUCCUGACAGCCGACGUCGUCGAGCGCCGCCUGACCCUCUUCCGCACCCUCCUCGACAUCUUCGACCGCACCCUCCUCCGCACCUUCAAGACCCGCAACGUCCAAUUCGUCCUCUUCUACCUCUGCUCGCUCGACUCGGCUUCGACAGACCACUUUAUCGGCGUGCUCCUCGGCCGCGCACUGUUCGACCAGGACGCACCGCCUGUCACGCGCGUCGCAGCAGCCGGCUACGUCGCGAGCUUUAUCGCUCGCGCAAAGUACGUCGACGCGGCGAUGACGCGCAAGGUUGUCCGCCACUUGUGCGGGUACCUCGAGGGCCAGAUGGAGGACUAUGCGCGGACGAGCGCGUUGGCGACGUCCAUCGCAGGCGCCAAAGCUCCAGGCGGUGGAUCCGAGUUGCCCGUCUUCUACGCGGUCGCCCAGGCGGUCUUCUACAUCUUUUGCUUCCGGUGGAAGGACUUGCUGGAUGAAGACGAUGCGGACGACGAGGCGGCGCUGUUCGGGCUGGAUGCGGGUCGAAGAUGGAUGAUGGGCCUCGAGACGGUCAAGAAGGCGGUCUCGUCCAGCUUCAACCCUUUGAAGGUCUGCGCCCAGCCCGUCGUCAAUCAGUUCGCCUCGAUCGCGCACAAGACUGGCUUCAUGUACUGCUACGCGAUCCUCGACUCGAAUCGGCGCGCCAACUCGUAUCGCGACGCCUCGGCCGCAUCGACGCCCACCCAGCCCAUGCCUCCCCCGCCUCUCCGCUCCGUCUCGACCUCGUCUCUUCUCAACACCCUCACCGCCGCCCAGCUUCACCUCUCGACUCCCUCACCGUCCGGCACACCCGCUCCUCCCUCGAUCCCUGCCACCGCAUCUCGCCAGCUCGUCGUCGCUGAAGAGAUGGACUCGUUCUUCCCCUUCGACCCGUUCAAGCUCCCCUCGUCGUCGGCCUACAUCGACGGGAUCUACCGCGAGUGGGAAGGCGCGGACGACGACGAGAGCACGACGUCUGGCGAUGCGUCUUCGUCUGUCGCCGACUCGGACGACGACACGGGCGAGUCGGACGUGACGACGGGCGACGAGGACGAGGACGAGCCGGCGUGGGUCAAGACGCGUGGUGGACUCGCUGUCCCUGGCUCGGGCAGGCCUGGCGCCGCUGCCGACGACGACGACGACGACGAGGUGUCGCGCAGCUUUGAGGCGAUGAGCUUGUCGCUCUCGCCGCAGUACGAGAGCUUUGGCGGGCGUCGUCGCCAGGAGCUCGAGCAGCGGACCAAGGUGGUUGGCUGA